CUCCCUUUCGUAGUUUGGUUGGCCCAAAAAAGGGAGAGAGAAAAAAAAAAAUCCCCCCUUUCCUCCGCCCUUUCCCCGAACUCCAAACAUACCCUAACUCUUCCAUCCAAAAUUAAAUUGAAAAAAUUAGACAGAUUCGGUUUAUCGUAACCCUUCCCAGCUUUACUGUUGAUUCAGCGAGUGCAGAAGGGGAGUCGACCAUGGCGAUGGAUGUAGAGGAGAAACUUGAAUCAGGGUUCCCGUACUGGAAAGCUAUACGUCGCUGGUUCGGCCAGGAAUCUCCUUUCUUUGCUCCCGGUAACAUCGAACGGGAACUUCUUGCUAAACAGAUUGCCUUGGAAUUAACUGCCGAAGAGAAGCAACAGCUUUUAGUGCAAGAUGAAGACAGGAAAGUCUUCUGUCCCAUUGUUGGUUGUGAAGCACGCUUGACUUCCAUGGAGGACUUCGAGAAUCAUUAUAAUGCACGACAUACUGCUUCUUGUUCAGUGUGUUCUAGAGUUUACCCAACAUCUCGCUUGCUAAGCAUACAUGUGUCUGAAGUGCAUGAUUCUUUCUUUCAAGCAAAGGCUGCUCGUGGCUAUGAUGUGUACGAAUGCUUAGUGGAAGGCUGUGGUAUAAAGUUUAAAAGCUACAAGAGCAGGCAUCAGCAUCUCAUUGACAAGCAUAAGUUCCCCUCUUCAUUUGAGUUUUUAAAGAAGGCCAGGCCAUCCAAGAAACAAAGGCAGAAGGUUCAACGAAAACAAACUGCACAAAAGGAGAAUGAUUCGAGAACAAUGGAAGUGGAUAAUGCAACCAUGGAUGGCCUUGUAACGGCAGUCUCUAGAUUGAGUACUUCGGACUCAACUCCAUCAUCUGUCAGCUUUGGUCGCCGGCACACUCGUGGUUUGACAUUUGUCCCUAGAGCCGUUCAGCGUGAGGUUGGAUCAAACUCUGCAUCGCCUAGAAGAAAGCAGUAAACUAGCCUUCAGAUCAGUCUGCAUACUAACUCAUCCUUGUUAUUAGGAUCCACGUGGCUUUCUUUUGUAACAAAUGUUGAAACUGAUUACGUCAAAUCCGAGAGAUCUGAAAAAGAAGAAUCAGUCUAAACUCUUUAACACAUUGGUUGGGGAAGAAGGGAGGGAAUAUUUUAAUGAAAUUUUUCCUAACCUUGUUUGAAUGGGAAAA
Molecule: messenger RNA, 1164 nt
Organism: Prosopis cineraria
Lineage: Eukaryota; Viridiplantae; Streptophyta; Magnoliopsida; Fabales; Fabaceae
Exons: 4
Coding region: 201-956 (251 amino acids)
Source: RefSeq, a predicted model, not a curated record